Molecule: messenger RNA, 3000 nt
Organism: Galeopterus variegatus (Sunda flying lemur)
Lineage: Eukaryota; Metazoa; Chordata; Mammalia; Dermoptera; Cynocephalidae
Gene: CHPF
Product: chondroitin polymerizing factor
Exons: 4
Coding region: 220-2547 (775 amino acids)
Cellular component (GO): Golgi cisterna membrane
Molecular function (GO): glucuronosyl-N-acetylgalactosaminyl-proteoglycan 4-beta-N-acetylgalactosaminyltransferase activity
Source: RefSeq, a predicted model, not a curated record
CGCAGGAACUCCGCACCGCACGGAGCAACGGCUGGAGGGGAUCGGAGCGCGGCGCAGGGGACUCGUCUGAGCCGCUGGCUCUGCUCGGCGGGGAGGGAGCGGGCCCGCCCGCUGGGCUCGGGCCCUCCGGAUCCGCCCCCUCCCCGGUCCCGCCCCCUCGGAGCCGCCUCUGGCUGCUCAGGGGUUGCGCCGGGGCCGGGGGCCCGCGGUCCGGGCGCCAUGCGGGCAUCGCUGCUGCUGUCGGUGCUGCGGCCCGCAGGGCCCGUGGCCGUGGGCAUCUCCCUGGGCUUCACUCUGAGCCUUCUCAGCGUCACCUGGGUGGAGGAGCCGUGCGGCCCAGGGCCGCCCCAACCUGGAGACUCUGAGCUGCCGCCGCGCGGCAACACCAACGCGGCGCGCCGCCCCAACUCGGUGCAGCCGGGAGCGGAGCGUGAGAGGCCCGGGGCCGGCGCGGGCGCCGGGGAGAACUGGGAGCCGCGCGUCUUGCCCUACCACCCCGCACAGCCCGGCCAGGCCACCAAAAAGGCCGUCAGGACACGCUACAUCAGUACGGAGCUGGGCAUCAGGCAGAGGCUGCUGGUGGCGGUACUGACCUCCCAGGCCACGUUGCCCACGCUGGGUGUGGCCGUGAACCGCACGCUGGGGCACCGACUAGAGCGUGUGGUGUUCCUGACAGGCACACGGGGCCGCCGAGCACCACCGGGCAUGGCAGUGGUGACUCUGGGCGAGGAGCGGCCCAUUGGGCACCUGCACCUGGCGCUGCGCCACCUGCUGGAGCAGCACGGCGACGACUUUGACUGGUUCUUCCUAGUGCCUGACUCUACCUACACCGAGGCUCACGGAGUGGCACACCUAACUGGUCACCUCAGCCUGGCCGCCGCUGGUCAUCUCUAUCUGGGCCGGCCCCAGGACUUCAUCGGUGGAGAGCCCACCCCAGGCCGCUACUGCCACGGUGGCUUUGGGGUGCUGCUAUCCCGCACGCUACUGCAGCAGCUGCGCCCCCACCUGGAAAGCUGCCGCAAUGACAUCGUCAGUGCACGCCCGGACGAGUGGCUGGGACGCUGCAUCCUUGAUGCCACAGGGGCUGGCUGCACUGGCGACCACGAGGGGGUGCACUAUAGCUAUAUGGAGCUAAGUCCUGGGGAGCCUGUGCAGGAGGGGGACCCUCGUUUCCACAGUGCCCUGACAGCCCACCCUGUGCGUGACCCUGUGCAUAUGUACCAGCUGCACAAGGCUUUUGCCCGAGCUGAGCUGGAACGCACAUACCGGGAAAUCCAGGAGUUGCAGUGGGAGAUCCAGAACACCAGCCGUCUGGCAGCUGAUGGGGAGCGGGCAGCUGCGUGGCCCGUGGGCAUUCCAGCACCUUCCCGCCCAGCCUCCCGCUUUGAGGUACUGCGCUGGGACUAUUUCACAGAGCAGCAUGCUUUCUUCUGCGCUGAUGGCUCACCCCGCUGCCCGCUGCGUGGGGCCGACCGGGCUGAUGUGGCUGAUGUUCUGGAGGCAGCCGUGGAAGAGCUCAACCGCCGCUACCACCCGGCCCUGCGGCUCCAGAAGCAGCAGCUGGUUAAUGGCUACCGACGCUUUGAUCCAGCCCGGGGUAUGGAGUACACACUGGACUUGCAGCUGGAGGCACUAACUCCCCAGGGUGGCCGCCGGCCUCUCACCCGCCGGGUGCAGCUGCUCCGGCCGCUGAGCCGCGUGGAGAUCUUGCCUGUGCCCUAUGUCACAGAGGCCUCACGUCUCACUGUGCUGCUGCCUCUGGCUGCAGCCGAGCGUGACCUGGCCCCUGGCUUCCUGGAGGCCUUUGCUGCUGCAGCACUGGAGCCUGGUGAUGCUGCGGCAGCCCUGACCCUGCUGCUACUGUAUGAGCCACGUCAGGCCCAGCGAGCAGCCCAUGCAGAUGUCUUCACACCUGUCAAAGCCCACGUGGCAGAGCUGGAGCGUCGUUUCCCCGGAGCCAGGGUGCCCUGGCUUAGUGUGCAGACAGCUGCACCUUCACCGCUGCGCCUCAUGGAUCUACUCUCCAAGAAGCACCCGCUGGACACACUGUUUUUGCUGACUGGGCCCGACACGGUGCUCACACCUGACUUCCUUAACCGCUGCCGCAUGCAUGCCAUCUCUGGCUGGCAGGCCUUCUUUCCCAUGCACUUUCAGGCCUUCCAUCCGGCCGUGGCCCCACCACAAGGGCCAGGGCCACCAGAACUGGGCCGUGACACAGGCCGCUUUGAUCGCCAGGUAGCCAGUGAGGCCUGCUUCUACAACUCUGACUACGUGGCAGCCCGCGGGCGGCUGGCCGCAACCUCGGAGCAGGAGGAGGAGCUGCUGGAGAGUCUGGACGUGUAUGAGCUGUUCCUGAGAUUCUCAGGCCUGCAUGUGCUACGAGCGGUAGAGCCAGCACUGCUACAACGCUACCGGGCCCAGACGUGCAGUGCCCGGCUCAGCGAAGACCUGUACCACCGCUGCCGCCAGAGUGUGCUUGAGGGCCUUGGCUCCCGGACCCAGCUUGCCAUGCUGCUCUUUGAGCAGGAACAGGGCAACAGCACCUGACCCUGCCCUGUGCCCCUGAGCCCUGGCACAGCCGCACCCUGCAUAAUUCUCCCCAACAACCCAGAGCCACCUGCCAGCCUCGCUGGACAGGGCUGGCUGCAGCCACAGACCCCAGAGCAAUCCUUGGGUCCCCUCUCUCUGGCUUUGUGGAUCCUUGGGCUCAGAACAAGCCCUGGGGGAGGUACCCCUGGAGCCACCCCCUUCUUGCCUCAAUCCCGUCCUCCUGCCCCCUUGACGCUGCUGAUUCCAGCUGUGGCCUCUGUGUAUUUAUGCAGUACAGUCUGCCUGACGCCAGCUGCGCCUCCUGGGGUCGGGCCCUGGGGGCUGGGCUGUAGAUGAGUUGUUGGGAAAGGGGGGAGGUGAGAGAGGAGAGGGGGCUGUCUCCCAUCUUCUCCCUUCUGGGCCCCUAAUGAAGCUCCCUGCCUCUAAUAAACUGGCUGAGCGUGGACUCGU